Molecule: messenger RNA, 5943 nt
Organism: Gigantopelta aegis
Lineage: Eukaryota; Metazoa; Mollusca; Gastropoda; Neomphalida; Peltospiridae
Product: nephrocystin-4-like
Exons: 26
Coding region: 1-4377 (1458 amino acids)
Biological process (GO): negative regulation of canonical Wnt signaling pathway; protein localization to ciliary transition zone
Cellular component (GO): ciliary basal body; ciliary transition zone; cytoskeleton
Source: RefSeq, a predicted model, not a curated record
AUGGCGGGUGUUCUGACAGGAAAGUCUUGGCGAGACUUUUUGGAGAAGACAGCUCAUCUUCCUCCGGCCUUUGAAAGAGAACACGCGGCACAUGACAUCAGCACACCUUUAUGUAUCAACCUAAAAUCCGUCCAAGGCUUGGUUGUCCCGGGGGCGAGCGAUGCUGAAGCCUGUUACCAGUUGUCCGUCAGUUUGUACGACGUUGCCUUUCAACAGUUUUUUGGACGACAAUGGCUGGGUCCACUUAUCGAGGGAAAACGGAGCGGUGCCAAAUUACACUACAACCAGACGAUCUACUUGCACACAUCUAUCGCCAGUACGAGCGUGGUGGUGGUGGUGGAGGUUAUAGCUAUCGUCCAGGAGGGUCACCAGCAGAAGAGGCUGUCGUGUGGCUGGGGAAUCAUCCGUCCCUUCAAGCAGGACGCCGAACUCACUGACACUGCUUACGAGCAGAAGCUGCCCAUCCACAAGUCAGAGAUUUACUAUGGAACGCCUAGAGCCUUGUUCUUCAUGGACGAUCCAAUUGAGAGUAACCGAUUGCUCCGCCCAAUCACAGACUGUCAGCUGGCAUACACCAUCUCCACCCACAAAGCCCUGUUCCAGAUAUUCCACUUGUUGCCUGAAAACGUCAUCGUCGGGAGCAGGGACGUCAUCCCUGGCAUCGUCAACAAUUAUGAAGAUGGCACGGACAAGCUGCAUCGACCGAAACUGUUGAGGCAAGUGCCGUGCGUGAUCAACGGCUUGGUGCUCCACCUGCAGCCCAACGUGGAGAAGUUUGAGGAUGAGCUGAACGAACUGCUGCGAGACGACCGGGCGAACCGGGAAAACACGCUCACCGACACGACGCAGACCUCCAUCGUCGAGAGGAGACUACAGGUGGGCGUUCACAAUGGCUGGGGUUAUGUUGAGAAGCCCCAGACAGUUCACCUGGACACACAGUGUGCUGGUCAGUCCGAGUCUCGCAAACCACCGGCCAGUCCAACCAUGAGGCGCAGCGGAAAAAUCGCAAUGACGCAUAAACGACAGGGAUCCACAGGAUCUUCAAUAACGGUUACGAACCUGCUACUGAAGAACAGAGUUCAGAUUAACGAGUUACUGGAAGACCCGAUGAUUGCUGUUGUUUUCACGCUGGAGUACGUCAUUGGAGAACCUUUGUCAGCGCAGGCCAGGAAGAUGUCUCUGAGCCUGGCUCGGAGUCACACCCGCACUGUGUGUGUGCGGUGGGCGGUGUGGAACCCACUGCUCAACCCGAGUAGCCAGGAGGUGCUCGUUUCCAUGAUGGGCGGGCCUCACCGGGGCCCUGAUGAUGAGUUUGUCUAUCGAAUGCCAUUCACCGACAUGCAGGAUGAGAACCGGGCGAAGACGGCUGGUGGACUCAUCUCCUUCCAAUGCUCCCUCGAUGGCAAGGAUUUCCUACCGUUGCCGACAGCGCUGUCUCCCAGCUCCAACGGUUACCACGUGGGGUCGAUGCCAUCGUUUGGCAGCAUCGAGGAUGCUGAUCGGUUCAUGCAGGAGAGUUCACACAGCUUCUACAAACGCCCUCCAUCAGGGAAACCAAAAAGCCAGACGGCUCCACAGUUGAUGCAGAUCAGUCAACAGGUCAGUCAACAGGUUGCCAUGCUACCUCAGCAACCGGGCGUGGCCUUCGCCCAGCCCCCGAUGAUGGGAUCAGUCUACCAGCAGCACCCUAUGUAUAUGACCGGCAUGGGGACAGCGGGUUAUUACCCCACAGAUAUCAUGCAAGCCAUGGAGCCUCCAAGAAGCCGGAUGACCGCCCCAGAUCUACAUGAACUGCCUUACACCCCGGUCCACGCCCCCAUCCUCGCUCAGGGACCGACUGCUAGAGGGGGACAGGGUUUGUCCAGAGCUUGUUACGCUCAGCUGUACGCCUCGGGUUUCCCACCAAUUCUUGAUCGGAAUGGAGACCCGCCGGAAAUUGUCGACCCCAGCACCCCACUGCCGUUCAUCAUGACCAAAGAAAUGUCCGACCCUCUCCAGUGUAAUGAGAUCAUCUUCCAGUUCCUGGCAUUUUCCAAGUUUUACAACACUAUUCUUGGUGGAUCCAACAAGACAUCGGGAACGGUCUUCUUUACUUUCCAGUUCUACAGGUUUCCGCAAGUAACAACGGAGAGACUUCUGUUAGGAAAACCACAGACUAAUCUAACAACAGAUCCAAACUCGAUGCCGUUUAUCUUACAAAGAAUUGAUCAGGAUGGCACUGUGAUCGAUGGACAGCCUGGUUUGCAGAUCAAGUACUACGUGGACCCGUCGUUUCUGAAGCCGGGAGAGAACCAGCUGUUUCUACAGUACUUGUAUCACCAGACGCUCCAUCUUGACGUGUGGGACGGGGACUCUUUGUUACUGCUAGGAUCGUCGGCCAUCGACCUCAAGUGUUUACUGCGAGGUGGAAACGAGGCUGUACAGGCUACGAUUGAGAUGGACGUCAUAACGACUGAGUACCAGGAUGACAGCCAGGUGGCAGACAAUCCAGGGGGGACCUGCGUUGCCAGCGUCAGUCCCAUCAUGAAGGGGAAACUCCACUUCUGUAUGGCCAACAUUGGCCAGGAGGGGGACGUCAAGAGAAGCAAGCUUCACGGAGAAAAAGCGAUGGUUCCUGUAAAGAACUGUGUUAUUGUGUCUCAGACAGCUGGAAAUUCCUUGUAUAAGGGUGGCAGCCUGAACCGAAAGGACAUGGAAAAUGCGUCGAAGAAGCUGUGCGUGUCGCGGGCCCAGCCUCUAAUUGAGAACCACGAGGUGUCCACGCUGCUGUUGGCGAAGGACAAGAUGAUGGACGACGAGGAUCUGAUGAGAGAGAGCAACACGGAGCGCCGCCGCAAACUGGCUCGCAUGGAGGCCAUACGACAGCAGGAGGGAACCGACACCAAACCACAGACCAUCAUGGGUUACCGAAAGGAAAAGUGUGAGAGAACGCGAGCGUUGAAGACGAUAGAGCUGUAUCGUAUGAACAUGAAGCGCGAGGGAAUCCUCACCAUGUUAAGCAGCACAAUCACCUCACAUCACACGAUCUUCCCCUCAUUCGGCGGCGUGGAGUUCUUCGAGUUCGUUCUGCGCAAUCCAUACAAUGUGCAGCAAACUCUGACCAUUGACUGCACUGAUUCAGAACUCAAGGUGAUAACGAAUGCGCGUGAAUGGCGUCACUUCAAGCAGCUGAACCACAUCAACACUCACGUGGAGGAGGACAUGUUCAAACAGGAGACGGACUCGGACCCGCUGCAGAUCUUCCUCCGACCCAAGGAGACCGUCAACAUCCCAUUCAAGUUUCAGUCAUUCAAGGCAGACAACUCCGUACAACCACAGGGUCCAGUUGACCCCUUUAAGAAGCCGCGGAACAUGAACAAGACUCAGGAUAAGAUUGAGGCUCUCGAGUCACGAGUCGUCAAGGUUGUGUUCACUUCAGACGAAGGCAAGCCUGUGUCGGUGCUGGUGCUGAAGGUUGAACCACAGCCACAUGUCGUCGACCAGACGUUCCGAUUCCACCACCCCGAGCAGGCCUUCCUCAAGAAGUCCAUCCGAUUGCAGCAAGUCCCCACCCUGCCAGGGAGUCAGAUUGGUGGCAGUAGUGGUAUGAGUCAGGUGUUUGUGCGAUGCAGCGACCAGAACGUUAUCUGUGACAGCCGAGCCACCCAGCCAGGGGAACCGCAUGACGUCUUUAUAAAGUGUGCGCUGGGUCUUUCACCCCAGAUAAAGAGAUUUCACGUCGCCAUCUACCUCGACCCACUCCUGUCGAAACCCAUCCAGAUAUGGCAGAUCUUCACGCACGCCAUGAAGCGAGUUGACGUCAUGUCUAUCGAAGGGCAAACAAGCCAUUUCUCUCUGCUUCUGAGAGGGACCCAGUCGACCCGACUGUCACGCUGUUUCUCGUCCCAUCCGGAGGAGAUGUCCCUCAGCCCGUGCGACCAGUUCCUCCUGGCGGCCGGCGCGGUCCAUGAACUGUCGGUUGCCGUGCGACCAAUGAGGCCGGGCAACCACUUCUACUACCUCAACGUGGUCGACCUCGACUGUCACCAGCUCAUUCAUGCAUGGAUCGUGUGCGUCGCGUGUCGUGCCCCCAUCAUCUCCCGCGCCUACGAACUCGACCUGCCCGUCGGGGGCGGCAAGGGCUCGAGCAAGCGGAUCACGUACCAGAACCCGUACCCGGUCACGAAGAGCUUCCAGCUGCGCACGGACCGGGGCGACCUCCUGCAGUUCAAAGACACGCGGAUCGAGGUGGGGGGCGGGGCGCAGUACACCAUCCGCCUCAGCUUCGUGCCUGUCAUGCAGCCCGGUGUGGCUGAGAUCAUGGUGUUCAUUAACGACGAGGAUGACAAAAACGAGGAGACGUUCAGGGUAACGGCCAACUACAAACAUUUCACCUGAACGCCGCAUUACAGUUUGUGGCUUUAGAGUUUGUUGUAAAGAUCUAGAUGUAAAUAACGGCAAACUACAAACAUUUCCAUGAAACAGGGCUAGUACACGACAUGGAGUUUGUCUUAAAAAUACACACAAGACUUUAGAGUUUUUCAUAAAAAUACAGGUAUAGGUAGCAGCCAACUAUAAAUAUUUCAUGUGAACAGGGCUAGUACAUGACUUGAAGUUUGUCAUAAAAAUACAGGUAUAGGUAGCAGCCAACUAUAAAUAUUUCAUGUGAACAGGGCUAGUACAUGACUUGGAGUUUGUCAUAAAAAUACAGGUAUAGGUAGCAGCCAACUAUAAAUAUUUCAUGUGAACAGGGCUAGUACAUGACUUGGAGUUUGUCAUAAAAAUACAGGUAUAGAUAGCAGCCAACUAUAAAUAUUUCACAUGAACAGAGCUAGUACAUGACUUGGAGUUUGUCGUAAAAAUACACACGAGACUUUAGAGUUGUGACUUUAGAGUUUGUCAUAAAAAUACACAAUUCCAAAUAGAUAGCAAACAACUUGAAACAUUUCACUUGAACAGGACUUUAAAGUUUGUGUAAAAAUACACAUACAGAUAGUAGCUAACUACAAAAUUUCACUUGAACAGGACUGGUACACAACUUUAGUUUGUCGUGAAAAUACACAGUGUCAUAUAGAUAGCAACUAUAAAUAUUUCACAUGAACACGAAUAGUACACAAGUUUAGAGUUUGUCGUAAAAUACACAUGAGACUAUAGAGGUUGUUGUAAAAAUACAGGUAUAGAUAGCAGCCAGGUAUAAAUAUUUGACAUGAGCAGGGCUUGUACAUGACUUUGUCGUAAACAAUACAUAUACGACUUUAGAGAUUGUGACGUUACAUUAACAGCAUUGUUCUCACAAACUAUAUCAAUAAGACUUUGUUUAUACAUCUAUGAAUAUUCACUGAAAGUUAUUAAAUGUAAAUGUUAGUUGUCAUCAACAUACUUUACGAGUUAUGUAAAUGUUUGACAUGCACAGCAGUGGUAUGUUGAAAUAUGUGCCAUGUUAUACAAAUAUUUCACAGAGCACGACUGGUGGUCUGGUAGUAUGCGACAUAUGAACAUGUUAUUGGCUUUAUUGGUGAACAGUAUGGGUCAUUUCUUCUGUUGUUAAAAUUGACGUAUAGGUAAUAGCAAGUUAUUGGCCUUAUUAAUGGACCGUAUGGGUCAUUUCUUCUGUUGUUAAAAUUGACCUAUAGGUAAUAGCAAGUUAUUGGCCUUAUUAAUGGACCGUAUGGGUCAUUUCUUCUGUUGUUAAAAUUGACCUAUAGGUAAUAGCAAGUUAUUGGCCUUAUUAAUGGACCGUAUGGGUCAUUUCUUCUGUUGUUAAAAUUGACCUAUAGGUAAUAGCAAGUUAUUGGCCUUAUUAAUGGACCGUAUGGGUCAUUUCUUCUGUUGUUAAAAUUGACCUAUAGAUAAUAAUAUGAACAAGUUAAAGUUUGUUUUGUUUAACGACACCACUGGAGCACAUUGAUUAAUUAAUCAUCGACUAUUGGAUGUCAAACAUUUGGUGAUUAUGACUCAUAGUCA